Oryctolagus cuniculus (rabbit) is the source of this 5210-nucleotide messenger RNA. RefSeq names its product androglobin (gene ADGB). Gene Ontology annotation, biological process: proteolysis. Lineage: Eukaryota; Metazoa; Chordata; Mammalia; Lagomorpha; Leporidae. The record is from RefSeq and is a predicted model, not a curated record. Gene Ontology annotation, molecular function: oxygen binding; calcium-dependent cysteine-type endopeptidase activity; heme binding.
GAGCUUUCUGCAUUCAUGUCCCCAAAGCUGCCUGCAGCCCUAGAGCCCGCCCAGCAGGCGUCUCAGUACGAGGGGGACGCUGGCGCCGUCUCCUGGCAACAGCAGACGCGGAACCUAGGGGCAUCCAGCCGGCUGCUAGCUCUCAGUCCGUCCUGGGUCGCACUCGCCAUGACCACCAAACAAAGCAAAAGGAAAGAGGUGCAUAGGAUCAACUCCGGCCACGGAUCGGGAUCCGAUAAAUCUAAAGACCUGUACCCCUUUGGUAGUAGUGUACAGUCUGGUUCUACUGAACAAAAGAAGGGGAAGUUUCCCAUUUGGCCAGAGUGGAAUGAAGCUGACAUCAACGCAGAAAAGUGGGACACAGGCAAAGGUGGAAAAGAAAAGGACAAAACAGGAAAAAGCCCAAUAUUUCAUUUUUUUGAAGACCCUGAGGGAAAAAUUGAAUUGCCAGCGUCAUUGAAAAUUUAUUCCUGGAAACGUCCACAGGAUUUAAUUAUUAAUCGGACUCCAGUUGUUGUAAAAAAUGAAGUCAUGUUUGACUUGUUUUCAGCAAAUGAACACUUACUCUGCAGUGAGCUGAUGAGAUGGAUUAUCAGUGAGAUCUAUGCAGUGUGGAAGAUUUUCAAUGGAGGGAUUUUGAACAAUUAUUUAAAAGGGAACACAGGAGAACCUCCUCUUCUCCUCUGGAAGCCCUGGGAACACAUAUACUCUCUGUGCAAGGCUGUGAAGGGCCAUAUUCCCUUGUUUAAUAGCUAUGGAAAGUAUGUUGUGAAACUUCACUGGAUGGGUUGCUGGAGGAAGAUAACUAUCGAUGAUUUUCUGCCUUUUGACGAAGACAACAAUCUAUUGCUUCCAGCUACAACCUAUGAAUUUGAACUCUGGCCAAUGCUUUUGUCUAAAGCUCUUAUUAAGCUUGCAAAUGUUGAUAUCCAUGUAGCUGAGAGAAGAGAACUGGGAGAAUUCACAGUUUUUCAUGCGCUCACAGGGUGGUUGCCAGAAGUCAUUUCUGUUCACCCAAAAUAUACAGACAAAGUUUGGGAGCUCUUGAAAGAAAUAUUGCCCGAGUAUAAGAUGACAGAUGAGCCCACCUCGGAAAGCAAGAUAGCGGUGAUAGAUACCAAACUGAAAGAACCCGGGAAGGAGGGGAAGGAUGGAAAAGAACUGAAAGAUGGGAAGGAACUGAAAGAAUCAAAGGAAUUCAAACCCGAAGCUUCCACAACAACACUAAAACUCCCUGAUAAAAGUGACAAACUUCCAAAGGAUGCAAAAGAAAUUGGGAAGAAGAGGAGUAAAGAUGGAGAAAAAGAAAGGGAGAAGGAAAAAUUCAAAUUUUCAAUUCAUGGGUCAAGACCCUCAUCAGAUGUACAGUACUCUAUGCAGUCCUUAUCAGAAUGUUCUUCAUCAACACUGUCCCCUCAUAUGGUCGUCUAUGCUACCUUUACACCUCUCUAUUUGUUUGAAAACAAGAUCUUUUCAUUACAGAAGAUGGCAGAUUCUGCUGAGAAACUUAGAGAAUAUGGACUGUCUCAUAUCUAUAGCCAUCCCGUGCUGGUAACAAGAAGUAGGUCUUGUCCUCUCAUUCCACCACCAAAAGCACCUCCCAUCUCUCCCUGGAAGCUUAUUCGUCAGAAAAAGGAAGCUGUCAUAACAGAUGAAGCUCGAGAUAUUGUAAUAAAAAAGCCUGACCAGUUUCUUGAGAUUUCAAGUCCAUUUUUGAAUUACAGAAUGACUCCAAUUACCAUUCCAACAGAAACAUAUUGCGUACCAUCUCUCAUUAAGAAAGGAGUGCCUCUGGGAUCUAGUUUACCUUCUGUCACUGAAAGCGAUGAAGCUGCAACCACAAGCCAGCAGGACUUGAGUCAAAUAACAGGAGCUAUGUCUCAGGGUACUUUUCCAUCACUGGUUAUAUUAGGAAAAGAUGAGCAAACAGACCCUGGAUUGAGUGAUACUCAUCAAACUAAUGGAUUGAGCUUGGAAAAAGAUUUGGUCAGCCAGACAACAGCAACACAGGAAAAAUCACUAGAAGAACUCAUAACAAUAAAUACUUGUGUUUCCAAAGAAAUAUGGUUAGAUUUUGAAGAUUUCUGUGAAUGCUUUCAGAAUAUAUAUAUUUUUCACAAGCCAAGUUCAUACUGCCUUAACUUUCAAAAGUCAGAAUUUAAGUUUUCAGAAGAACGUGUCUCCUACUAUCUGUAUGUGGACAGUCUUAAACCUAUUGAACUACUUGUUUGCUUUUCAGCAUUGGUACGCUGUGGGGAAUCUGGAGCCCUAACAAAACACAGUCCUCCUAUCGAGCCUGGACUUCUAAUAGGUGAAACAUUUUCCUGGAAAUCUUUGAAGCCACGCACACUUGUACUGAAGAUCCACACAUAUGCCACCAAGGCUGCAAUGAUCCGUCUGCCUAUUGGGAGACACAUGCUACUGUUCACUGCAUAUUCCCCAGUGGGCCAUUCCAUACACAUCUGCAGCAUGGUGACCUUUGUUGUUGGGGAUGAAGAUGUUGUGAUGCCCAACUUUGAGCCGGAGAGCUACCGCUUUACUGAACAGGCUCUAACAAUUCUGAAAGCUGUGGGAAAUGUGAUCUCUAGUUUCAAAGACAAGACUAAACUUCCUGUAGCCUUGAAAGAGCUGCAAGCUGCUCACUACCCCAUUCCCCUCCACAAUAAAGAGCUCACCGCACAGCACUUCAGGGUAUUUCAUAUUUCCUUAUGGCAGUUAAUGAAAAAGGCUCAAUUAACAAAACCUCCUGCAAACUUCAAAUUUGCAUUCCGUGCUAUGGUUUUGGACGUGGAGUUACUUGAUUCCUCCUUGGAAGAGGUUUCUUUAGCGGAAUGGAUGGAUGUGAAAUAUUCUAUGCCAACCAAUGAGAGAGAGUAUUCUCCUGAGGAAGUAUCAGCUGCAAUUAAAAUCCAAGCCAUGUGGAGAGGGUCUUACCUUAGAUCACUUCUGAAAGCCAGAACACCAGACACAAGGGAAAAUACCAUUGUUGCAGAUACUCUUCAAAGAGUUUGGGCUAUACUGGAACUGAAUCUAGAGCAAUAUGCACUUUCUCUCUUAAGACUAAUGUUUAAAAGCAAAUGCAAGUCAAUUGAAUCUUAUCCAUGCUUUCAAGAUGAAGAAACUAAGAUUGCUUUUGCUGACUAUACUGUGACUUAUCCAGAUCAGCCACCAAAUACUUGGUUUUUGGUAUUCAGAGAAACAUUUUUGGUUCCUCAAGAUAUGAUUUUGCUUCCCAAAAUAUAUGCUACACUCCCAGUCUGUAUGCUGCACGUUGUGAAUAAUGACACUCUGGAACAAGUGCCCAAGGUGUUCCAAAAAGUAGUGCCUUAUCUUUAUACCAAGAAUAAGAAAGGAUAUACGUUUGUGGCUGAAGCGUUCACUGGUGACAACUACAUAUCUGCAUCACGAUUUAAACUGCGCCUCAUUGGUCCUUAUACUCCACUCCCAUGCCUUUCUCGAGACACUCCAUGCAACACCUUUGCCAUAAAGGAAAUCAGAGAUUACUACAUUCCCAAUGACAAGAAAAUUUUAUUCAGAUAUUCUGUUAAAGUUGCAUUACUUCAUCCUGUUACAAUACACGUGCGCAUAUCCAAGCCAGAUGCAUUCAUCAAGCUUCAGGUUCUAGAAAAUGAAGAAACUAUGGUGAGCGUUGUUGGCAAAGGUCAAGCUAUAAUCCCAGCAUUUAACUUCUUGGGGAGUGAAAAAGCUUUGAGUUCCCAAUCAAGCAAGCAAGUCCUUUUACUUCAUACAUCACCCAAGAAAGAUCCAGAUGCAGCAGCUAAGAAGAAGUCUACCCAAGGAAGUCAGAAAUUCAAUAAGGGUAAACUUGGAAGUACAGUUGUAGACACUGGUCUGCCUCUUUUGGAAGAGGAAGUUAUCAAUUUGCCCACGAGGGAAGAAAACUGUAGCACACCACAGCAGAGUUACAAGUACAUUAUCCAGUGUUUGGUGUUGUAUAACAGUUGGCCUCUCACUGAAAGUCAACUGACAUUUGUUCAAGCACUAAAAGACUUAGAGAAAAAUGAUAUCAAAGCUCAUGCAGAGAAACAUGAAGAAUUAAUUACGAUGGGAAGCCCGGAUUCCCAUGCCAGCAGUGACAGUCAGAAAUCUUCAGGAACAUCUAAAACAACAAGGAAGGGCAAAGAAAAGUCUUCCGAGAAAGACAAGACAGGCAAGGAGAAACCAGCACCUCGCUUUGACCCUCAGAUAUCUACUGUUCACUCUCAACAAGAAGACCCAAAUAAACCCUACUGGAUUUUGAGGUUGGUCACUGAACACAAUGAAUUUGAUUAUUUUGAAGUGAAAAAAGAUACAGAACGAGCAGAUGAAAUCCGAGCCAUGAAGCAAGCCUGGGAAUCAACUGAGCCAGGAAGAGCAAUCAAGGCUGCUCAGGCUCGUUUGCACUACCUCAACCAGUUCUUUAAGAAAACACCUUAUUCUGAGAGAGGGCCUACGACUGAGAGCCAAACUAAAGCUGCAGACGAAGGAGAAGGAAGUUUGCUGUGGAAGAAGUGGCAGAUGAGCAAGGGCUUGAAGGAUCUCACAAAAUCCAUAAACAACGAGAGUGCAGGAACAUCCUCAACCCCAUCUGGGAAGGAAGAGCGCGAACAGAUCAGGAAGAAGGAGAAUGUCAGACCUAGCUCACGAUCUCCAGCAGUUCUGGAAAUGUCUCCUCAGCAUAUUCGAAAAGCACUAGAAUUUGUAGACAUAAAUCAAUAUGUACGGAAGACAAAUGAAGAGCCUGUGCUGCAAACAGAAGAACUGAAUCAGCAACAGGCCAUGCAAAAGGCAGAAGAAAUUCACCAGUUUCGACAGCAUAGGAGAAGAAUCCUUAGCAUUAGAGAUAUUGGCCAAGAAGAACGGUUCAAGCUGAAAGAUGAAAUUCUGGAUAUGUAUGGGGAAAUGCGGGACUCCUUGGAUGAAGCUCGACAGAAGGUCUUGAAUAUCCGGGAAGAAUACAGAAACAAAUUGGUGGAAGCUGAACGCCUAAGAUUGGAGGCUCUGGCUGCUCAGGAAGCCACGAUGAAGGCAGAGACAGAAAAGAGGGUUCCAGCUGCUGACACACAGAAAAAAAAGAAAGGGAAGAAAAAGUAACAUGGAGGUGCCCAAGACUACCCUUCUUCUGCAGGGGAAAAAACUAUUGUAAUGAUCAUAACUUUGUUGAUGACAUCUUAGUACAAAGGAAAAUAAAAGUUUGGCUAUCUUAGAAA